Messenger RNA from Olea europaea var. sylvestris, 2048 nucleotides. RefSeq lists its product as uncharacterized. The coding region runs from base 984 to 1811 and encodes 275 amino acids. The transcript has 2 exons. Lineage: Eukaryota; Viridiplantae; Streptophyta; Magnoliopsida; Lamiales; Oleaceae. The record is from RefSeq and is a predicted model, not a curated record.
AAGAAAUAUAUUAUAAUUCAGUGACCAUUUGAGAACACGACUGAUUUUAGUUGGACAACGUUCACGACGUUGACAUGCCACAUAGGAUUUUUGUUGGUUGUAUCAAAGCUAUUUUAAUAAUCUCUUGUUUGGUGGGGAUUAAAAUCAGCUUUUAGUUGAAUUUAAAAAAAAAUAAUAAAUUGUGUGAUUGAAAGUUGUGGAUUUAAUGAAUUAUGUGGUUGAACUUAGUUGUUAUUUUGACUUAAAUUAAAAUUAAAAUUUUAAUUUUCCCCAAACAUAAACAAAAUCUAUCUGAACAAUGGAUGAGUAUCCCAUUGGGAAGUUGAGUGAUUAUGGAGAAAAAUUUUGAAGUUCAGUGACUAAGUAGUAACAUAGGAAAAUGACCAAUUAACUUGCAAUAACACAAUCUAGUAAUUUACCAAACAAGGAAAAGGAAUAUUCCAAAAUAAUUAAUAAACCCUAUAUUGUCGACAACUAUUUAUCACACCCACGAACCCUUUAGGACCUCCAUCCUCUGCAUUUUGUACUUUGUCCCAGAAAGUUGAAAACCAUAAUUUUUCAAACCGACGCUCUCUCGACAUUCCACCUCUCCAUUUCCAUAUAACUUUAUAGAAGAAAAAGAAAAAACUGCCAAAUUCUAUACCGAAAAAUAGUUACAAGAAAUGAGAGGAAGAUUUUCUUCAAAGAAAGGAAUUGCCAAAAAUGGUGGAAUAGUAAUAGAAAAAGUUGAUGAAAUAAAUCAAGAACCCCAUCUCUCAGGUGCUUAUAUUCGUAGCCUUGUCAAACAAUUGACCUCUUCAAGAUUAACCAAAGAUUCUGCACACCCUAAAUUGCAAGAAAUUUUAGAGGGAGAAGGGAUUUCAAGGACAAAAAUGGCAGAUCAUGAAUUUAGUGAAAGAGUACAAUAUUCUCCUCAAUAGCAUAAAAAACAAGUUAGGAGGAGAAUCCCCAUUGGCAGGCCUUAUCAAGAAAGGCUUCUAAAUAUGGCUGAGGCCAGGAGAGAAAUUGUCACUGCUCUUAAGUUUCAUAGGGCUGCUACGAAGCAAGACAGCGAGAAGCAGCAAAAGCAAAAUUCCCAACUUUCUUUAAAACAAGAAUCAUUACAGAAAAACGCGGCAUUAGUUACGGAUUUUUCCAGCUUUGAUAUCAAUUUCUCCGAUUCAUCAGAGUUUUGCCCUCCCUAUAAUCCCUACACUUGGGGUUUGUCUCCAAUUAUACCACCAGUACUUGUCCAAGAAAAUAUGAAUUUUCCACUCCCAAACCAAACAUUAGGCCUGAAUCUUAAUUUUCACGAUUUCAAAAACUUGGACAUCAUUGCUUAUCACAGCACCAACAACUCAUCGAUCUAUUCAUACUCAUUUCCAUCUUCUUCUUCUUCUUCGCUGACACUUUUGACCCCGGAAGUAAUUCCUUCCAUGGCUGCAACAUCACAGGAGGGUCCUUCUUCUGUGGUGGCUACUGAUGUUGCAGACUUAGGUUUGCGUCCAGCAAUGAAUGAUAAUGAAAUGGCGGAGAUAAGAUCAAUUGGAGAACAGCAUCAAAUGGAGUUCAAUGAUUCACUGAAUUUAGUCAAUUCAGCCUGGUGCUUCAAGUUCUUGAAUGCCAUGGAAAUUGGUCCAGAGGAAAAAUCAGAAGAAUAUGGGGCCUCUCCAUUUGAUGUGGUCAUGGAGUUUCCAGCCUGGUUGAAUGCAAAUGAAAGCUGCCUGCAAAAUCUGAAUGAUUAUUAUUCUGAUGAACACCUGCAAGAUUCUGCUUUACCAUGCAUGGACAUCGAGGAAAUUGACGGAAUGUAUGGGGACUGGUUAGCCUGAGAAAGAUUGAUUGGAUUUUGCUGAUCAAAUUUCUGGCCUUCCCCUACAAAUAUUAAUUUAUUUCCAAUUUUCUCUCCUAAAAAUUAAGUUUUUCUACAAAAAUUUUAAUGAACAAUAAAUAAAAGGAAAGAAGGAGAAAUAUUAUAUUCCUCUGAUUUAUGUUCAUUAGAAUUUUGAUAUUCUUAAAUUUGUAGUAUUUCCUUUGUUUUUUAGUUACACAAUUACAUUUUCUAUGCC